Messenger RNA from Astyanax mexicanus (Mexican tetra), 876 nucleotides. It is a transcript of the gene mrps16, whose product is annotated as mitochondrial ribosomal protein S16. The record is from RefSeq and is a predicted model, not a curated record. Gene Ontology annotation, cellular component: ribosome; mitochondrial small ribosomal subunit. NCBI's taxonomy places the organism in Eukaryota, Metazoa, Chordata, Actinopteri, Characiformes, Acestrorhamphidae. The transcript is spliced from 4 exons. Bases 238 to 636 code for a protein of 132 amino acids. Gene Ontology annotation, biological process: mitochondrial translation. Gene Ontology annotation, molecular function: structural constituent of ribosome.
CUCUGUCUCCCUCGUGUGGUUGAUGUGAGGAACUGCAGCUGGGUCUCUGAGGAGCGGCGCUGGUUGAAUAUCCGGGCUACAGAAACAUGGCUGCGCCCUUGUGAAUGUCAUGUUGUUGGGGUGUGCGGAGUUUCACGAGAAGCUGCUCGUGUUUCUGGCGGAGAAAUCCUGCAGUUUAACAUCCUGAUCUCUUUCUGCAUGCGGUCUGCUGGAGUCUGAGAUACGAAAACACGAGCUAUGGUCCAUCUGUCAUCAUUACUGCUCAGAAAGUACCAUGGAGGUCAUGUGGCCAUCCGGCUGGCACUGGGCGGGGCCACCAACAGGCCAUUCUACCGAAUAGUGGCCGCCUACAACAAACGGUCCCGGGAUGGCAAAUACAUCGAGCAGCUGGGAUCAUAUGAUCCCCUCCCAAACAUCUACAACGAAAAACUCGUCAGCUUCAACUUCGACCGAAUCAAGUACUGGAUGGGCUGCGGGGCUCAUCCCACCAAACCUGUGGCCAAACUCUUAGGGCUGGCUGGAUUUUUCCCUCUGCAUCCCAUGACCAUCACGGAGGCUGAGCGCAGGAUAAAAUCUGAAGCUAAAACACAGAAAGAAGAAGAAGAAGAUGAGGAAGAAAAACAGGCAGAACAGUAGACUGUAUUCUCUCCGGUGUCUGAGCACAGCCUGCCUUUGGUUAUUAUCUCAGAUGAACUGUUCUUGCGGUGUCAGAAUAAUGUUAGACUGUCAUGUCUUACUACCUAAAUACACGUCUGUGGAUGAUUUUGUUCUCCAGUGCUUGCAUAGAUCUGAACAUGCAUUUUGAGCGGUUGCUAUAUAAUGUAAUGAAUGUCAGAAAGACAAUAAACAGCAUAUUUUAUACCACUAGUAACUUAA